Fusarium oxysporum Fo47 is the source of this 940-nucleotide messenger RNA. RefSeq lists its product as uncharacterized. The coding region runs from base 1 to 738 and encodes 245 amino acids. Lineage: Eukaryota; Fungi; Ascomycota; Sordariomycetes; Hypocreales; Nectriaceae. The record is from RefSeq and is a predicted model, not a curated record. The transcript has 4 exons.
AUGGCGCAGACAGACAGUACAGUCCUCCAGAUUUCCACCGUGCCUCCCAUCCGAACCGACAAGAGCAACUCGGCCGCUGAUGCCCCAGCUCCGGGUACCGACGCGCCCAAGAAGCGGCUAUUGAAGCCCGUCGUCAAAGGUGCCAAGGACGCCUAUUUCGAAAGCAGCGUAACUGAUUGGGAUGGCAAAUAUCAUCAUCUCAUCGGAACAUCUACCAGAGACCUCGUCUUUGGCGCUCGAUUCGUCCUUACUGACGACCAUAUCGAUGACAUCUUGGUCAUGCCACGUCCAUUCAUCGACGUCAGCUACGAUGCAAAGAACGGUGCCAGAGAUGUCACCAACGAAGCCGUCGUCCGUCUAGCCAAGGGUCUCACCGGCUUGAGAACCGUCCUCUUGCCCAGCACAAACCGGGUCAACGACAAAGGUUUCCUCGCCUUGGUCUCCCAUUGUCCAGACCUAAGGCUCCUCGAGCUCACCGCGGCUUCCACCGGCUCCUUUGGCAGCACCAAGCUCAGCCCAAAGGCGUUGGAGGAGUUAUGUGCACAUCCGGAGUGGGCACCGGGACUGAGGCAGUUGGUCAUCACAACAGAUGAGGAGAACAAGGAGUUCAUGAAGGCAAUGCGUGCAUUGGGUAAACAGAGGGAGAAGUUGGUCACCACUCUACUUAGUCGCAGUGAGGAGAAAAAAUGGGGAGACUGGGAGAUAUCAACAAUUUCGAAUCACUAUGAAGGGGCGUAAGUGUGAACCGGAAAAGACACCUCGCGGAAUAUUGCAUCGCUACGGCAGGGGAUUCUAGAAGGAAAAUUGUUUCGCAGAUUGUGAAGCCAUCAGGUUGGCCCCAAGCUCAGGGACCCAGACUGAACCUUUUCUGAGUGUGCCUGCUGGGGGAUUGUAAUGAAGACGAUAUGUUGAAUAGUUUUAACGAUCACCAAUAAUAUUA